AUGGGGUGGCGGCUGCUGUUUGCACGCAACUUCCUUGGAUUUGGAGACAAACGCGCAGAUAGUUCCAGCGCGGAGCUGGGCUGGUUUUCUUGCGUUUUCUUGCUAAUUACAAAGCUUUGCGUUCACUGGCGCCCCGGCCCGCUUGGCUUCCUUACUCUCGCUCGCCCCCGCCCCGCUCCGCGGCCCGCGCACCGGAACCCGGCUCCUCCGAAGCCCCCUCCGGGCCCCGCCGCCCCCCUCGGGCCUCCCGCCUCCCGCCCCCUCCCACUCGCCCCCACCCAGCGGCCGCUCCUCCGGGCGUCGCGGCUCCAAAACAACAGCGCGCCGCCGCCAGCUCCGCGCUCCGCCGCUGCCCCGGGCCGCCGGGCGGGACUUGGAACCGCCGCCCUCGGUCCCUCGGAGCCGCUGGGGCAGCGCGCCCAGGACGAGGUGGGGGGGAGAAUGCGUGGGGGGACGGAGGCGCCCGAUCUCCUGGCGGGUCCCGGCCGGCGCCCCGGGGUGCCCCCCGCACCACGCCGCCCCGGGGGCGGGCCCGUACGGGGCGGCGCGAGCGCCGGAGCUGGUCUCCCCGCGGGAACCGGGGGCCUCUGGGGAUACUCCCUUCGCUUCUCGGGUCCCAGGUGCCUCGCGGCGGGAGGGGCGGCCGAACAGGUGGAGCGCGCGGCAGGGGCGGACCGGGCGCCGCUUCUGCCCCCGCAGCCCUCAGACCCCGGGGCGCUGGCGGCGGCCGAGGGGCCGGGUCUGCGCGCGGGCCGAGGGGCCUGGCGGGGCCGUGGGGAGUGCCGAUUCCCCACUCGAGGGCGGCUGGGAUGCCGGAAUGAAUGUGAAGCCCACGGAGGGCUGCUCUGGCCGGCCGCUGACCUCGCGCCCUUCCCGGGUUCCGGGGUUCUAAGCAGCAGGGAGAUUUGGGGCUGCCACAGGCUCAGCCGGGGCCCCGGGCGGGGGUCGUGGUCGUGCUCGCGAUGUGGGGUCUUCCUGCUUGCCCCGAGAGAGGCUCCCGGCCGUGCCCCACCUCCCCUUUGUUGUGCGAUGAGACCGGUAGCUCCACCACCGAGACCUGCACACGGAACGCUGCGGCUUUCCGAUGGAAGAGCUGAAACGAAAGCGGCCAAAGAGCUCACCCGGAGACCCCGGGGUCCCAGCAGAGGCGCCCGGAUGGGGAGGGGGCGCAGGGCCAACGCCACCCUGAGGAGAGGCCCGACCGAGCCCGACUUGGCAGGCGCCGGUGCCGGCGGUGCGCUGGGCCUUCCGCCUUCGCUGGUCCGCGGUCCUCGCCCGCUGCCCUGCCGGGACUCGAACCUGGACGCAGCUCCCGGGCUCGGGGUGCCCUGCCGCGCCCGGUUCGCCGCCCUGGACGGAGGAGGGCUUCUGCCCAGGCUCUGGAGCUCACCGACUGCGGCCUCUGCUCUUCCCGGCCCCAGAGUCAGAGCCUCCCGGAACCAGCACCGUCCUCCUUUCCCAUCCUGGAGUGGGCUGCUGGGAGGGGCAGGAACGCGUCCCGACCGUGGCUUCCUAGGAUUGUGAAAGCAUCCAGCUGAUUUCCAACAAACCCCAGAUGUGCGGCUGCGGGGACCACCGCUUUCCUGGGCCGUUGGGCAUCCCACGGAGGCCACGCGGGGCUGGCUGCGGGCACCGAGGCAGUAGCCACCAUAUGGCCCCUGCCGAGCUGGCCGCCGCCUCGCCGGCGUGGGAUUCCUCGGCUGGGUUUUGCACCCUGCGCGCUCUGGGGCCCCGUCGGGGGCCACAAGCUCUGUGCGCAGACAUGCGUCCUUUCUCUUAAGGAGUUCAGGCUCAGCCUGAACUCCUUGACCUCUCCCCGACUGAGCCGGAGACAGACCGGGCUCCCGAACGCGGCUCACACCGGCGCCGCGAGAAUGUGCAGAAAAGCCCCCAACGAUCCCAUCCCGGGACACGCAUGGUGGCCGGGACCCGGCAGCCGCCGCGCCGCGGGGCUCCUGCAGUGCGUGCGGGCUCCCGCCGCCGGGGGCAAUAAACGGAAUCGGUUUCCCACGCUUUUCCUCCGGGUCACAGAAGCUUUAAAAAUGCGCCCACAAAUCCCCGUGUGCCGUUUGCGCCGCGUGUGCUCCCGAGCCGCACGCUCACCCCGUGCAGCUGAGGCGCCGGCAUCCCGGCCGCCCCGCACACCGGGACAACUGCGCCUCCCGGGGCGCCCCGGCCCUGCGGCGUCCGCGGAGCUGCGCGUGGCCAAGGAAGCACUGUGGCCGCCCCGGAACGCGGCCCGUGUAGACCGGCCGCCUCCUCCGGCUCCGGGCUCGGGCCGCGCGUGCACACAGGGCCCUGGCAGCAACGAAAACGGUGAGCCGCGUCGCUUCCCGGGCCCAGCGGCAGAGUCCCGGGAGCCCCUGGGUUGGAGCCCGCCUUUCGCAUUCCCAAACGGCCCAGAGCUCCCCAGUCGGCGCCAGCCUACGCCCGAAUCCACAUCUCCUUGAGAACCGCCCCCUGUCCGUCCUCUAGGCGGCCGAGGCCCCGGCCCCACCUCCUCUCCUAGUUUGGAAACCGAAUUUUGCCUUUGGUCCGGGAGGACCUGUUCCCGGCAGACGUAACCCGGGAGGAGGAGCAGCGGAGAUGGCUUUUCCAUCCUCAGUUUCCCCAUCUGUGAAAUGGGGCCACCCCCGCCCCGCUCCUCUGGUUUGUUGUGGGGUUGGCUGGAGAGAACCCGCGGAUGGACCGCAGGCGGCGGGCGGACCGCAGGCGCCGGCGUCGCUGACCCUCCUCGGGCGUCCCGGGGGCUCAGGGGCGGCGCGCGAGAAGGCGGCCCGGGGGGGCUCUCGGGCCAUCUCUGCCCACCCCUGACCCCGCCCCUUCCACCCUCCGGGAACUCUUCUCUCCAGGGCUGGGCUUGGCCAGCCCGGGACCCACGGUUUCCUUUACGGACCGGGAGUACCGCGAGGUUUAACGCACUGGGCUCCAACUCUCCGGUGACACCACCCUGCACCCAAAACGCUCUCCG
Molecule: messenger RNA, 2971 nt
Organism: Choloepus didactylus (southern two-toed sloth)
Lineage: Eukaryota; Metazoa; Chordata; Mammalia; Pilosa; Megalonychidae
Product: translation initiation factor IF-2-like
Exons: 3
Coding region: 1-1524 (507 amino acids)
Source: RefSeq, a predicted model, not a curated record